AUGAAAUCUAUUUCAAGAUACAUUAACCCAAUACUAACUCAGCCCAUCCUAAUGUUUCUUUGCCUAAUAUUUCAACUAAUCCUGUCCAGUGCCCAACCCACACCCACAUUCAAAUCCCAACUAUCGCUUCUAAUCAGAGAAUCACAUAAAAACCAGCCCCAAACCAGCUCUUUGAUGGAUAAAGAAACACUGCUGCACCAGUUACAACAAAUGUUCGAUCUAUACCAAACCUAUCGCCCAUUGAAGGAAGACGAGAAUCUUAUAACACCAUUUGCCCCUGCCAACUUAGAGCCCCGGGGCUCGCAAUGGGCUCUAAAACUCCAUCCAGAUACUCUACUAGAUGCCUCUAAAAUCCUAACCAUAGUUCGGGACACCGGUCAAUUAAACACACUGACCCAGCUAUCAGUAAUACAAGCCACUCGGAUCAGAAUUGCUGGCAUACCACACAACCCGUCAGCUUCUGGACAGCUUAUUCAGCGACUGCUGUUGCUUGCCAACCCCAAAGUGCUUGAUUUGGAAGAAGGAGUAUUCACCGCGUUUAAUGCCAAACCUAUUUCCUUCUACUUCACCGACGAGCAAAAAGCGUGUCUUUCUAGCAAAGAUCCGGUUGCUUUGAAUGUGAUCGAUCAUGGCGCUUGGAUCAUCAACUUGUUAGACGCCGUCUACACGAUAGUACCCGUUAUUUCACUGGCCAUUACUAGCUACAACCUAGUACCUUCUACUUCUCUCGCCGCGACUAAUGCCGAAAGAGUCACAUGGCAGGUUUUCGCUAGACUUGCCUGGUGCGAUAAUUACACUCUUGUUCUGGUCUGCGACAUGUCCCCCGAGCCACUACAGUAUUGCUUGUCUAGCCCGAAAAGCUGCCGCUCCCUAACUCUUUGCAAGUACGAUCGCGCGGGAAAGAUAGAGGGACAUCUUUUCCGGUCCCCGGCUCUAAGAAAGGUUGUAGUUGACUUUCUAGCCAACAGACUCACCACCGAGCUAAUUAUUGAUUACGAUAUUCUUCGGAUCUUUGCGCCUAAUAAGAAAGACGGCUAUUCAUUGCAAACAUUGCUAAACCUGACUAUUCUCUACGAGCCAUAUUUUCAGAGUGCCUCGGUGGAAAGAGUUGUGCACUGGAUGGACACACAGUCCCGGGGGUGUGAUUGGGCAUUAGCAUUGCUCGGUUGCUGUGCCGGCUGCUCACAGGACCCUGUUUUAGUUGUUUCUUCUGUCCAAAUCAUCUAUGAUGCUAUUUGGGAGAAUAAGGUCAUUACCACCGAGAGCUCUAAUACACCCAAUACUAUCUCAAUGAAACACCUACUUGCGACAAUGAAGAUUGUUCUGAAAUAUAUGAAGAUCACCACCCUUUCUCCGAUCAACCCAAUCACUAUUAUUCAAAUUGACACCGAGCCAACUAGCCUUGAGCUCAUGCAAGCCUUUAAUAAGAUCAAUGCCCUCUGCAAUUGUAUAAAUGGACUUCAAAAUAGACCCUACCAGCCACUGCCCGAUCAAUCAAAUACUAACCCAACGCUAAUCUCACAAUACCAACUGGACAUAUACAUCACACCGACUCCCUAUCUAACUGAAAAGAUUGCAAACCCAUUCAAAAACAUCUUGACUUCCGAAAGCGCUGGCUCAAUCAGAAGCCUGGUGGUCAAGCAUACGCUCACCAUUCAAUUCCAAGACGAAGAGUUCCCUCUUCUAACCUUACUCGCUAAACUUUCUGACGCCGCAGUAGUAGACUUCGUUGAUCUUCCCGACCCUGCUAGCAGACAAAAGCCACUGCCUCCACCCGAUUCACCCUGCCACGUCCACGCCGCCCGAAUCUGUUUUAACAUUGGUUGUCACCCACGCGCCGUCGAGUAUAUUUUAACGCAGUGUGUGUUUGCCAACUCCAACACCCGCAUCUACACAGGCCCCAGCAGAUAUCCAGAACUCUUGGCCAUUCUUACAAAGUGUGCACCAUCUGGCUAUCCUUUCCAAAACCUACUUUACAUCAACGCACUAACCCAUGCUUAUUCACCUCUUCUCACUCAAACAGCCGUCCUCGGACAGAAAGAGGUCAUGUCUUUCAAGCUGUACGUUGACGAUGGCCCAUUUCCUUCUGCUCUGAAUGACAAGGAGUUUUUCGCCGGUUUGGCCGUUCUAAACACCCUGCCCACUGACUUUUCGAGCCCCGACCAAUACAACUAUGUGCAAGACAUUAGAGCCUGUCUAACCCAAUAUACCACCAUGCCGGCGCUCAAACUGGGCUAUUAUUGCCACCAAGGCAUGGCGAAAGAGUGCCAAAACUACUUUUCUUCAACACAACCCGCCGAUUCCCCUCCCGGCCCGGUGCUAACCCAAAUGCGCGCCUGGGAUAUUAUACUGCAGCCCUGGAACACCCCAAUUGAAGCCCUAGACUCAUCCCUUGCCAAACAACUACAAGAACAGGCCUCACCAGCCCAAGCUCUUAAUCCAGCACAAACCCACUACCAUUUAAAAACACCCAUUAUCCACUACCUUCUCAAGGACCAUUACAUCAAGACAAUCAUAGACUGGUGUGCUAUUCGAAUGCCGAAUAUAGCCCAAAUCAACAUAUACAAUCCGCCUCUUGAUAUAAAGAAGAGCGAAGCUCUCAAAUGGAAAUUACCCAACAACUACACCAUCCUUAUAGUUGACAACCAUUUGGCAAUCAACGCAAUUGGGCUAAACAUUCAUAUUGACGACAAUAAUCCCCAGAAAUCGCGUAUUGGCAUCACCAACUACAGCUAUCCUACCAAGAUAAAGCUCGAUGGCACACAGGCCAGCCGAUUUGUAUUCAGCAUAUCAUACAACCUCUACUUGUACAUUAGAAGCGGCCAUACCUGUGCGAAUCUCAUCAACCCAUGCCAUAUGUCGAUCUUAAUAAGUCUUCUCGCCCGCCGCAUUGAUCUCUGCAAAUGGACAUGCAACAGCUGUAACGCCGCCAACAAUGAUUUAUUCCCGCCCACUCCCUUCGAUCCAAACGUUAGCCACGUGCUAAUUAUGGACAAAGACAUCCGCAUUUGCUGCCAAUGCACAAUCAAUCAAGACAUGAUUAAUGAUUUUGCUGCUGAUAAAAUACCAAUUUAUAAACUCUAUCAGGCCCUUCCAAUUCAGUCCACAAACACCUACGCUGGUACUUCAACCACACCACCUGUCACUAAUUAUUCUAAUUGCCCCGAACCCAUUUUAAUCCAGCCAGUCGAUCUCAGCGACUACAUACUAACUCAGUAUCACAGUCAGCGGACCAAGACCCAGGACUGUUUUUAUAAACUACCAGGCAAUUUAGCUACAUGGAAAUCCAGCCACACUUUACCCUCACCGAUUCCAUUUGACACGACAAUAUUUACCCAAUUCCAACCCCAACCAAACACCAAUUCCGAUUCCAAACCCAAGUUGGGCACAUGGCCAGAAAUACUCUCGCCUUCCUACAUUCAACUAGCCCAACAACUAACCCAUCCCAAGCCAAUCCAAUCCAAAUCACAUUAA
Nematocida homosporus is the source of this 3474-nucleotide messenger RNA. RefSeq lists its product as uncharacterized. The record is from RefSeq and is a predicted model, not a curated record. The transcript has a single exon. Bases 1 to 3474 code for a protein of 1157 amino acids. Lineage: Eukaryota; Fungi; Microsporidia.